AUGGCAGACGAAGAGGACACCCCAAAAUACAUUUUGAUCACAGAAAACCGUGAGAAAAAGCAUAUUUCCAGAGAGUAUGCAGGAAAGGGUACUGCUUAUUAUCCCAAUGGUGAUAUCUAUGAGGGAGACUUCUAAGAUGGUAUCCGUGAGGGAAGAGGAAAGUAUUUCUAUGCUAGUAACGGCGAUAAAUAUGAUGGAGAAUGGAAGCAAAACUUCAAGCAUGGUAUUGGUUAAAUGCAAUACAAUGGAAAAGGAGACUACAAUGGAUAUUGGGAGAACGGUAGAAGACAUGGUGAGGGUGUCUUUACCUAUCCGAAUGGAGAUAAAUAUUCAGGCUGGUGGAAGUUUGGAGAUAAAGAGGGAACUGGCACUUACGUCUUUAAGGCCACUGGAAUGAAAUUAUUCGGUCAAUGGAAGCAAGGAAAGAUCGAGAGCGGAAGAUGGACAUAUCCCAAUGGAAUGUACUACGAGGGAGCCUUUGAAAAUAAUAAACCAAGUGGGAAAGGUAGAUGGGUUUAUAAAAAUGGCAAUCAACUUACAGGCCACUAUGAACAAAAGAAGAAGGGAGAAGAAGGAGAGGAUGAGCCAGUUGAAGAAGAACUUGAAGAGGGUGCUGAGCCAAAGCCAAAGUUCUCUCUCAUUUGGCAUUCAGAUACUAACAUCGCCGAAGCAGCACAUAUGGUAAACUCUGUAGAGCAGUGA
This is a messenger RNA of Stylonychia lemnae, 702 nucleotides long. Lineage: Eukaryota; Ciliophora; Spirotrichea; Sporadotrichida; Oxytrichidae. The record is from the annotation of a GenBank genome assembly.